Molecule: messenger RNA, 4924 nt
Organism: Miniopterus natalensis
Lineage: Eukaryota; Metazoa; Chordata; Mammalia; Chiroptera; Miniopteridae
Source: RefSeq, a predicted model, not a curated record
AUAGGGCUUAUUUUCUUCUCUAGUCUUUAUUUCCUCUGAAACGCAUGUCAUAACAGUAAGCUCUGAAAACCUACCUUCUCUUUCUUAACUGAGGAAAAAAUCCAAACUUUACAAAGUAGUUUAGCGCGUAGUAUAAAUGUUGGAUGUUCCUAUAUGAUUGCAUCAUAGUAGUAAAAGAAAUACCAUUUGAAGUCAUUAUUCCAAAUUAGUUGAGGUUUCAGAGUUCCUGAUAACUCUGAAGUACAGACUCUAAAAUUUCUUGAGUGAAUCAUUGAUGUCCUGUGUCAUUAAAAACAAUCAACCCCAGUCUUGUUACUUUUAGAAGAAUACAUAAACUGAGCUUUGUUUGAAACUUGGACUAACCUGACUCUGAUAGAGACGUCACUGCAAAGUUCUGAGCAUUGUUACAUAGUCUCAUGAUUACUUCACUGCUCAAUGGAGGACGCUACUCUUAGGUGAUGUUUGCUAAGUGGAUAUUAUGUAUUCCUGCCUAAUCUAUAUAAGCAACCGUAACUUAUCAAAGCAAAGCAAAUUUUCAAGUCAUAAAAAGAAAAUACAAUGAUAAUGAGCCUUGAUUAUUGUCUUUGUUGCACACUGCAUCAUGUUAAUAACUGCUCACACUGCUUUCAAUUAAUCUAAUCGUGAUUGCUUCUAACCUCCACUAAACAGUUGUGAAAAUUGCUGUAGUUUAGCCUGUGCCGUUUAUGAUUAGAGCCAACAAUUUGAAAUGGCCAGCUCACCUGAUGCAGUCGUCUCUUCUCCACGAGUUUUCUUAAGGUCUGGCUCAGUUUAUGAACCUCUUAAAAGCGUUAAUCUUCUGAGACCUGAUCAUGAAACUCUAUGGGAUAAACUGGAUCAUUACUACAGAAUCGUCAAGGCCACAGUGCUGCUGUAUCAGAGUCCAACCACGGGCCUCUUCCCCACGAAAACCUGUGGCGGUGACCAGAAGGCCAAGGUCCAGGACAGUCUGUACUGCGCUGCUGCAGCCUGGGCCGUGGCUCUUGCAUACAGGCGCAUUGAUGAUGACAAGGGAAGGACCCAUGAGCUGGAGCACUCAGCUAUAAAAUGCAUGCGAGGAAUUCUCUAUUGCUAUAUGCGGCAGGCCGAUAAGGUCCAGCAGUUUAAGCAAGAUCCACGCCCAACAACGUGUCUUCACUCGAUAUUCAAUGUGCGCACAGGAGAUGAGGUCCUCUCCUACGAGGAGUAUGGCCAUCUUCAGAUCAAUGCGGUGUCUCUGUACCUCCUUUACCUGGUGGAGAUGAUUUCCUCGGGCCUGCAGAUCAUCUACAACACAGACGAGGUCUCUUUUAUUCAAAACCUUGUAUUUUGUGUAGAAAGAGUUUACCGGGUGCCUGACUUUGGUGUCUGGGAAAGAGGAAGCAAAUAUAAUAAUGGCAGCACGGAGCUACAUUCGAGCUCUGUUGGCUUAGCAAAGGCAGCUCUAGAAGCAAUCAAUGGAUUCAACCUCUUCGGCAACCAGGGCUGCUCUUGGUCAGUCAUAUUUGUGGAUCUCGAUGCUCAUAAUCGCAACAGGCAAACUCUGUGCUCACUGUUACCCAGAGAAUCAAGAUCUCAUAACACAGAUGCUGCCCUGCUCCCCUGCAUCAGCUACCCUGCAUUUGCCCUGGAUGAUGAAGCUCUGUUUAGCCAGACCCUUGACAAAGUGGUUAGAAAAUUAAAAGGAAAAUAUGGAUUUAAGCGUUUCUUGAGAGACGGGUAUAGAACAUCACUGGAAGAUCCCAACAGACGCUACUACAAACCAGCUGAAAUUAAGCUCUUUGAUGGCAUUGAAUGUGAAUUUCCCAUAUUUUUCCUGUACAUGAUAAUUGAUGGAGUUUUCAGGGGCAAUUCUAAACAAGUAAAGGAAUACCAGGAUCUCCUGACUCCAGUACUUCAUCAGACCACAGAAGGUUACCCUGUCAUACCAAAGUACUAUUUUGUGCCAGCUGAUUUUGUAGAACAUGAAAAAAGAAACCCUGGUAGUCAAAAGCGGUUUCCUAGCAACUGUGGCCGUGAUGGAAAGCUGUUUCUUUGGGGACAAGCCCUUUAUAUCAUCGCAAAACUUCUGACUGAUGAAUUAAUCAGUCCUAACGACAUUGAUCCUGUCCAGCGCUAUGUCCCAACGCAGAACCAACGUAACGUGAGCAUGAGGUUUUCCAACCAGGGCCCACUGGAAAAUGACCUGGUGGUUCACGUCGCGGUCAUAGCAGAAAGCCAACGCCUUCAGGUUUUCCUCAACACGUAUGGAAUCCAAACGCAGACUCCUCAGCAGGUGGAGCCCAUUCAGAUCUGGGCCCAGCAGGAGCUUGUGAAGGCUUAUUUCCAUCUGGGCAUCAAUGAGAAGUUAGGACUCUCAGGGAGGCCGGACAGGCCCAUUGGCUGCCUCGGCACAUCCAAGAUUUAUCGUAUUCUCGGGAAGACUGUGGUUUGUUACCCGAUCAUCUUUGACCUUAGCGAUUUCUACAUGUCUCAAGAUGUUUUGCUGCUGAUAGAUGACAUCAAGAAUGCCCUGCAGUUCAUUAAGCAGUACUGGAAGAUGCACGGGCGCCCCCUCUUCCUUGUGCUCAUCCGGGAAGACAAUAUAAGAGGUAGCCGAUUCAACCCCAUAUUAGAUAUGCUGGCAGCUUUUAAAAAAGGAGAGGUUGGAGGAGUCAAAGUUCACGUUGACCGACUGCAGACACUAAUAUCUGGAGCAGUGGUGGAGCAGCUUGACUUCCUGCGCAUCAGUGACACAGAGGAGCUUCCAGAAUUUAAGAGUUUCGAGGAACUAGAGCUUCCCAAACAUUCAAAAGUCAAACGACAGAGCAGCGCCUCCAGCACUCCUGAGCUGGAGCAGCAGCCAGAUGUCACCAUUGCUGAGUGGAGAAAUAGGCCGACCCAGGACAUUCUGCAGAAACUGCAAGACUGCGGCUGCCUGGCGAGCCAAGUCAUCCUGCUGGGCAUCCUGCUCAAGAGGGAAGGCCCAAAUUUCAUCACAAAGGAAGGUACCGUUUCUGAUCACAUCGAGAGAGUCUAUAGAAAAGCUGGCAGCAAAAAGCUUUGGUCGGUGGUGCGCCACGCAGCAAGCCUUUUAAGUAAAGUAGUGGACAGCCUGGCCCCAUCCAUUACUAAUGUGUUAGUGCAGGGCAAGCAGGUAACUCUGGGUGCCUUUGGGCACGAGGAAGAGGUGAUCUCGAACCCUUUGUCUCCGAGAGUGAUCAAGAACAUCAUCUACGACAAGUGCAACACCCAUGACGAGAGGGAGGCAGUCAUUCAGCAGGAGCUGGUCAUCCACAUCGGCUGGAUCAUCUCCAACAGCCCCGAGCUGUUCAGUGGCAUGCUGAAGAUCCGCGUGGGGUGGAUCAUACACGCCAUGGAGUAUGAGCUGCAGAUCCGGGGUGGGGACCAGCCCGCCGUAGACCUGUACCAGCUGUCCCCCAGUGCCGUCAAACAGCUCCUGCUGGACAUUCUCCAGCCCCAGCAGAAUGGACGAUGUUGGCUGAACAGGCGUCAGAUCAACGGGUCUUUGAACAGAACCCCUGCGGGGUUCUAUGACCGCGUGUGGCAGAUCCUGGAGCGCACGCCCGACGGCAUCAUUGUAGCAGGGAAGCAUCUGCCACAGCAGCCAACCCUGUCCGACAUGACCAUGUAUGAGAUGAACUUCUCUCUCCUCGUGGAAGACAUGCUGGGGAACAUCGACCAGCCCAAGUACAGGCAGAUCAUUGUGGAGCUGCUGAUGGUUGUAUCCAUCAUCCUGGAGAGAAACCCGGAGCUCGAGUUUCAGGACAAAGUCGACCUGGACAACCUGGUGAAAGAAGCCUUUCAGGAAUUUCAAAAAGAUCAGAGUCGCCUGAAGGAGGCUGGCAAACAUGACGACAUGACUGCCUUUUACAACACUCCCCCGCUGGGACAAAGAGGGACCUGCAGCUACCUGACAAAGGUAGUGAUGAACCUGCUGCUGGCGGGAGAGGUCAGGCCAAGCACUGACGACCCAUGUCUGGUGAGCUAGUGAGGGAGGUGGCGGAGGCUCUGUGGACACGCGCUUCCUAGAAGUGGGUUAAGUUUUGUGCUGGAGCUGAAUGAAGGUGGCCACUAAUGAGUGCACAGAUCCCGUGGGGGGGGCGCAGUUGCCUGCCUUUGACAGCUGUUGGCCCUCUUGCCUGCCAUCACCCAUCUAACGGUAGGAAACGCUCUCAGUCAAGUGCAAGAAGUUCUCGGGGUCAUGCCACCUACAGCCACAGUCUUUACUGAGCGCUAGAAGUAGUUUACAGAUUGGAAGUUCACCGCUGCAUGUUUUGUGAUCAAAUAGCUCAUCAAAAUUGGCCAUUGCUUCCCCACUCACUGCCAUCGCAGUGCAUCUGUGCACUGGGAACGCACAGCUGCUGCUGGAACCAGAACUGUUGUGUGGCGUUGUCAUGCUCAACGACAUUCAAAUGCACCAGCGAAGCAAAACAAGCCUCUGACGUUCCUAUUUUCAGAAACCGUGUUAUUGGUAAAAUUUUAGUAUACAGAGCUACUGUACAAGUUUACCUUGUAAAUGUGACGAUGGUUUUGUGUUUGUCCUAAAUAGGGGUUGGACUAAAAUACAUAAAUCUGAUAAAAUAUUUGUAAUUUUUGUAUUACAAAUACUGAUAAUACCUGAUCAAACAUUUUCUUUGAGUUCUACUAAAAAGAGGAUGUGUGUAAGAUUAUUUAGGAGUGUGAAUGGUUAACCUACUUUGUAUUAGUAAAAACAGAAUUAAAUGUUACUAAAUUUUAUUUCUGAAUUAAUGAUAUUCAGAACACAUUCUUUGUUCUCAUGUUCACAAUACUGAGUUUGUUACCCAGAAUAUUUUUGUUUAAUGAUCUGGAGAUGGGAUGGAAGAGAAUCUAUGGUACAUUACACAUAUUUUGCUAGUAAAUUUCCUUAAGCAAACUUUAAUAAAAACAGAAAGUAGAUUAAACA